UAACCGUCAACUUUUGUUUUUUUAAACAAGCUUUCAGAGUCGCAGGUCAGUUUACCUACAAGCUGUCAAAUCGCUGUAUUUAGUUAAAACUUCUGAAUUACAAUCGAUUUUCCGCCUAUUUUUCCCGCUUUUGGGCAUUGUGCAAAUCUCAAAAGAUGACUUCCAAAAUGGAUGACUAUCAAGUUUUAGAAACGUUAAACGACAGUAAAUUCGGUGUACGCCACAAAAUAUCUCGAGCUGACGGUCGCUUGUUUGAACGACGCGAAAUAAAUUACAAAUCUAUGGAUGAUGCACUGAAAGAGAUGGUGAUAUAUGAAAUCAACACACUGAAGAAAUUAAGGCAUCCAAACAUUAUCCACCACGAAGAUGCCAUCGUUGAAAGGAGAUCUUCUACUCUGUAUCUAAUAACUGAAUGUGGUGGCAGUGACAGUUUGCAGACAUUGAUUGAUUAUCACAGAAGGUCAAAGACAUUUAUUAAAGAAGAUUUGGUUUGGACAGUUUUGUUACAGUUUUCCCAAGCUUUACACUCACUUUCUCUAGUGCAAGACCCAUACAGAAGCCAAAUCUUUCACCGCUGCUUGAGGCCAUCAAGUGUAUACUUCAACUUUCAAACACACAAUAUCAAGAUUGGAGAUUUCGGACUUGGUCUCAUAUCUAAACCCUACUACAUGUGCCCUGAGCUACAAAAUUUGGGAUUGUGCAAUGAAAAAUCUGAUGUUUGGUCAAUGGGAUGCAUCGUCCACGAAAUGUGUACAUUGAAGACGCCGUUUAGAGUAGAAAACGACUCUAAAAAUCAAAUCACAGAUUGGAAAUUUGGGAGCAUUCCAAAGAUUUAUUCCCGCGACCUGUUCUCCAUUCUACGAUUUAUUUUGACUCCAGACGAGGAAACGAGACCUUCUCCUCUCAUGGUUCUCCAUCACCCCAUAAUUAAAGCGAGGAAAGGAGGUGGAAAGAGAGUAGACGGAAGAAACGGAGUACUGGAAACUGAUUUCCCCAUGUCGUCUAAAGAAAACCUUACCGUCAUUGCUGAAGAUACAUUGGAGAUCUCGAUCGCCGACUGCUCCGACCUGUCCCUCAAUCAGUACCUAUCGAUGAUGAGUGACCAGGAAACUUCGGCGACGUACAUCGAUGACGUGGACAUCCAAUCCAUUGAGAAUGGAACAGCCUAUCCCAAAGCCACAUCAAGCGUUCUUCAUGCCAGCCCCAUGCCAUCUCCUAUUUCCAAGAACUUCAAUGGAUCCAUGGGGCGUCCGAGAUCGUCAGCCGAUAAUUCGCAAAUGUCUCGAAAAGCCACCGAGCUGUUUCUAACGGAAUCCCAUUUGCAGCGGUGGGCUAAAAUGUUGGAAGAGAAAGAACAGGAGCUGGCCCAUAAAGAGAAGCGACUUCACUUGUGGGAGACUCAAAUCAGAGAAAUGUUGAAGCAAUCUGGGCCGCUGAAUCAGUCGAAUAGCAGCAGUCGAAAUUCCUAUGCUCAACCACACCUGACCAACGAAAGCAGCGGAGUAGAGACUGACAUGGACAGUACAAUCAGCGCCUACCCCGGAGAUUCCGUGUUGGAGCCGACUACAGUGCGAAUGGACCCUACCAAAAUAACUAAUCCUUUCACACGGUAUCAGGCAGGCCGGCAAGUUCGUUUCCAGCGAUCCGACGACGACAGUCAGGCGAGGAGCGAAGCAGCUUCCAAAAUGUUUGCCGAACAGCGACUCCACUGGCUUGAGAUGAAGAGGAAGAAACAUCAAGUUGCGCAAUCAUCAUCACCACCACCACCUCUGCCACCUAAAAUGAGUGGCCCACCCAAACUCGAAACGGAUUACAUUUUCAUGGAGGAAAAAUCCAUCCCUAUUGCAGCUACGAAAACUCGAACGGGCAAGUCGAGUGAGCCAAGAAACAAAUUCGAAAUGCCAUUACACUUAAUGAAAGCCGACAAGGAGAACCACGGCGGGAGUCUGAGAUAUGACCCGUCCACAAAAGGUCCUCCACUUCCUACCCGUCCAACCAGCAUAAAAAAUAAUGAUUCCAAAAUUUUAUCGAACGAAUUGCGAGCUAAGCUCAAGUCGCAUAAUUUGCCCGGUUUACGUUAAAUGAAUAUAUUUCCCCUUUUCUUUUUAUUUUAAGGUUAUUCAAAACAAGGACAGUUUUCCACCCAUUUUAAAGAGGCUGUUUAGUUCCUAUCAUUUAUGUUUAUGCAUUUACAUACUCAACUAUUUAUAUACUAACCUUCCGGCGUUUUAAAAUGUUACCUAAUAGCUUUUUUUUUCUUUUUUUUUGGUCUCCUCUGUCACUUUUAACAUAACUGGGCCGGCAUGGGCUUUCCCUCCAAUGCAUUGACAAUGUUUUGCGCAGUCAUCGUUGCCAUAGUAGUUCUCGUUUGUAGCGUCGCGCUUCCAAUGUGUGGGAUCAGCACUAAGAUGAUCGAAAAAGAAAAGAAAAUUUAUAGAGACAUUAAGAUAUUAAGUGGUAGUGUUAUCAAUGGAAUAAUACACGAAUGAUUGGCUACCGCAA
Molecule: messenger RNA, 2502 nt
Organism: Daphnia pulicaria
Lineage: Eukaryota; Metazoa; Arthropoda; Branchiopoda; Diplostraca; Daphniidae
Product: probable serine/threonine-protein kinase nek2
Exons: 5
Coding region: 156-2081 (641 amino acids)
Biological process (GO): protein phosphorylation; chromosome segregation
Cellular component (GO): cytoplasm; nucleus; centrosome
Molecular function (GO): protein kinase activity; ATP binding
Source: RefSeq, a predicted model, not a curated record